GACCCCGUAGUGGGAGGCCGGCCUUACGUGACGUCACACAAUGGCGCUGUCCUGGAAGCAGGCAUGAUCUGUCAGCGGUGAGUCGAUUGAAGCCAGCACUGAGAGGGGCAAGAAUCGUGUUGAAGAACAUUACUGGAUUUAAAGGAUUGACAAGAUGCAUAACCUGCCUCUCCCCUACUUACUACGCACAGUACGCCUACUGCAGUCAUGUCAUUGUUUAUUAGGAGUGAGAAUACCUUCUCUUCUGAGGAACUAUAGUUCAAGGUCUCGACUUCUGUUAUUUCCUGAGAUCAAACCUUGGACUCCUGCAUCCAUUCCCAUCAGGUUCCUAAAUCAAGAGAUUUCAGUAAGUGCAGAAGCAAACAAUCCAUUGUCUGUACACAGCACGUCUAGCAGCUCGGAUCAGGACCGUGAUCUCAGUGACGAGUAUAGCCUGAAAUCAGAUCUAGGUGAUAGUCUGGAGGGAGAGAAGGUCAUGGAACCUCCAAAGAAGUUAUCUUGUGUAGAGGUGUUGGAAGCCUUCUCCAGUGACUCUCACAGUCAGCAUGAUCUGUAUUGCUGUAUAUUGGACCUAUGGAGAAGCUUAACGAAUGAUAAGAAAAUGAAACUUUCUGACAAGCAACUUAUUUCUGAGCACCCACAUUUUUAUAACUUGUGCUAUGACGUGAUGAAGUCAGCCCCCUCUAUGUCAAACAAGUUCCUGGUUUGCAGUCUCUAUGUCUUUGUGAGUCUAAAGGUGAAUCAGAAGACAAGGCUCAUUCAGACUCUUCUAAAUAUUUGCCAGCAACGACUGAGCACAUUAAAGGUAGAGGAAAUUUCUAUAUUGGCCAAGGGUUUGAAAAUGAUGGAGAGUGACAAAAAUGUGGAUAUUUUAAACUCUGGUCUCUGUUUAUUAAUAGAGCUUAAAUGUGAAGCCAUGAAAGAUGUCACAGCCAUUCAGAACAUGAUGAGAAUCGCUCCACCACAUCUUAGAAGGAACUUUGAGGAGAAAGCUUUACAGAUGGUUGACAAGUUCACAGUAUCUCAGUGUCACAAUAUGUUCUCUGUUCUUGCUGGAAUUAAUCUGCAUUCUGAGAGUCUUCUGGAUUCUUGUAGCCACAAACUCAUCGAUUGCUUGGAUGAGCUUUCCUGUAAAAAAAUAAUUUCCCUGACCAGUUGCUGCUCUAAACUGUUAUAUUUUAAUGAACAACUGUUGUCUGCAAUUGGAGAGAAUAUAAAGAACAACAUCUAUAUGUGGGAUAUGUGGCAGAUCUCCUUGGUUCUCACAAGUAUGGCAUUCCUCCGCUUCCGAUGUGUUCCACUACUGGAUUACUUUGCUGAUAAAAUAAUGCAGGAGUCUAAAUCACUGACAGGAAGCUAUUUAGUAAAAGUGGCCAAGAUUUAUUCCAUUGUAAACCACUUGCCGGAGGGCAAGGAAGACAAGUUCCUGAAGACAUUAAACAAGGCACUGGACUUACAUAUGGAUAGUAUGAAUAAAAAAGAGCUUCUGAGAACCUUUUACAACCUUUGUCUACUUGGAUUGGUUUCUUCAUCUGCUAUGAACAAGUUCCUAGAAGACCAGAGCUUGCCGGGCAUAAUGCACAACAUUGAAAAAUCAUAUCUGAGCCAUAUUAAACUGUGCGUGUUACUGGAGUCGGGUUCAAGUCCCUAUUCUAUACAGGAUUUAGAGAAGAUUGAGGCCAACCACAGUCAUUCAGUUUUUAUGUGUCACACCUUCUUGAAGGACCAUUUUAAAGACCCAACCUUGUACCAAGAAAACAUGCAGUUUCCUAGCAGCUACUUUAUCGACUUUGUGCUCACAUUGGAUAAAGAACAGUGCAAGCUGAUUCCAACAGGGGAUGUGCAGAAUUUUGAAGGUUCUCAGGAUAUUACAAGAAUUGCUGUAUUAUGCUGCACACCGAAUGCUUUUACUUUGGGAAGUCUUCACCCAGUAGGAAAGCUGGCUUUGAAAAUGAGGCAUCUAAAAUCACUUGGUUUCACUGUUGUGGUGGUUCCCGUAAACCAGUUUUUAAUGCUGACUGAAGCAAAGAAAGUGGAGUUCCUGAGAGAAAAUAUAUUUAAUGGUACCUCCAGCAAUCAGAAUUUAGUGCUGGCAAAUGAAGUCAAACAGAUUGCCCAUCAUGAGACAUAGGUGUCCAUAGCGCUGACGUGGAUUGGCUAAAUAUAAAAUUCAAAGGAGCUUUACAACAGAGGCUCCUAGGAUUCAUUACUUACAGUGUAUCAUUAUGGCCAUUCAGCAUCAUUUGCAACUUCUACAGUCUUUGUAAUUAUGUAAAAUCCAUUUGAUAAAUUAAAAAUGUCUCUUGU
This is a messenger RNA of Bufo bufo (common toad), 2307 nucleotides long. RefSeq names its product FAST kinase domains 2 (gene FASTKD2). Bases 155 to 2131 code for a protein of 658 amino acids. The record is from RefSeq and is a predicted model, not a curated record. Gene Ontology annotation, cellular component: ribonucleoprotein granule; mitochondrial matrix. The transcript is spliced from 12 exons. Gene Ontology annotation, molecular function: RNA binding. Gene Ontology annotation, biological process: regulation of mitochondrial mRNA stability; mitochondrial RNA processing. Lineage: Eukaryota; Metazoa; Chordata; Amphibia; Anura; Bufonidae.